Hemicordylus capensis (graceful crag lizard) is the source of this 4323-nucleotide messenger RNA. RefSeq names its product solute carrier family 13 member 1 (gene SLC13A1). NCBI's taxonomy places the organism in Eukaryota, Metazoa, Chordata, Lepidosauria, Squamata, Cordylidae. Bases 223 to 1830 code for a protein of 535 amino acids. Gene Ontology annotation, cellular component: membrane. The transcript is spliced from 15 exons. The record is from RefSeq and is a predicted model, not a curated record. Gene Ontology annotation, biological process: monoatomic anion transmembrane transport. Gene Ontology annotation, molecular function: sodium:sulfate symporter activity.
CGUGUAGGCCGCAGUGAAGCCUGAACUCGAGUAGGGCCCAAGCAAGCCAGGAAGGAGGAGGCAGCCUGAGUGUUCUCUGCAGCAGAAGACCCCUUGCUGCCCUGCUUAACCCAGACCAGCAUUUGCCAGGAAGCAGAAUGUGCUUACACAUUGUUCGUGGUGGCUCUCUUUUGGCUGACAGAAGCUUUGCCCCUGGCGGUCUCAGCUUUACUUCCUGCCUUAAUGUUUCCACUGUUUGGAAUUAUGGCUUCGAAACAGGUGGCAUCUGCUUAUUUCAAAGAUUUCCAUCUGCUGUUAACUGGAGUGAUUUGUUUGGCAACAUCAAUAGAAAAAUGGAAUUUGCACAAGAGAAUCGCCUUGAAAAUGGUGAUGCUGGUGGGUGUUAACCCUGCAUGGCUUGCCCUUGGUUUCAUGAUCAGCUGUGCCUUCUUGUCUAUGUGGCUUAGCAACACCUCCACUGCUGCUAUGGUUAUGCCAAUUGUAGAGGCCGUGGCUCAGCAAAUCAUCAAUGCUGAAGCUGAAGCCAUAGAAAUGACUCACGCAAAUGGAGCCAUCAAUCAUGCAUUGGAACUUGACGAAAAUAUGGAGUGCGAAGCAGGUGACUGGAAAGAGAAAACAAAGCAAGUUGAUGGAGACUGCAAUGGUAUUGCUCAUACAGCUCACACUGUGUGCAAGAUUGAAAAGGAAAAGAACCAAGCAUCAAGUGAAACAGGAGGAAAAUACCGAAGCCAAAGGGACCACAUGAUCUGUAAAGUCAUGUGCCUUUGCGUUGCCUAUUCAUCUACUAUUGGAGGACUGACUACCAUCACUGGAACUUCAACCAACUUGAUAUUUGCUGAGCAAUUCAAUACACGGUACCCAGGUUGCCAGUGCAUCAACUUUGGAUCCUGGUUUGUCCUUUGCAUCCCCAUCACUGUUAUCGUUCUGUUGCUUUCCUGGGUUUGGCUCCAGUGGCUUUUUCUGGGCUUCAAUUUCAAAGAAAUGUUCCAGUUUCGCAAGCCAAAGUCAGCCAAGGAGCUGGCUUCAGCACAGGUGAUUAAAGAAGAAUAUAAGAAACUUGGACCGAUGAGCUAUCCAGAAGUUGUCACCCUUGUCCUUUUCUUGGUGAUGGCCUUGUUAUGGUUUACUAGAGAUCCUGGAUUCAUCCCUGGCUGGUCUUCACUUUUCCCACAAUACCCAGGAUUUGCUACAGAUUCAACAGUUGCUUUAAUAGUUGGCCUCCUCUUCUUCAUUAUUCCAGCAAAAACAGUGUCUAGAACUUCAAAUGGAGAAAACAUUGUUUUUGAUUACACGCCACUGAUCACUUGGAAAGAAUUUCAGGCCUGCAUGCCCUGGGAAAUUGCCAUUCUUGUUGGUGGAGGGUUUGCAUUGGCAGAUGGCUGUGAGGUCUCAAGACUUUCACACUGGAUAGGAAGCAAAUUAACUCCACUGGGAUCACUCCCCGUAUGGCUGAUUAUCCUCAUCUCAUCUUUGAUCGUUACCUCAGUAACUGAAGUGGCCAGCAAUCCUGCCACUAUCACUAUAUUUUUGCCUAUUCUAGCUCCUUUGGCGGAAGCCAUUCAUGUCAACCCCCUUUACAUCUUGAUCCCUACAACUCUCUGCACCUCAUUUGCAUUCCUGCUACCUGUAUCAAAUCCACCAAAUGCCAUUGUAUUUGCCUAUGGUCACCUAACGGUUAUUGACAUGGUAAAAGCUGGUUUGGUUAUCAAUCUCUUUGGAGUUGCUGUUGUCAUGCUUGCUAUGAUGACAUGGGCCGUGCCUAUGUUCCAUCUUCAUACAUAUCCCAGUUGGACAGUCCCACAUUCUCUGGCUAAUACCACUGGAAUUUAAAAACAUAAUACAUGGCUCAUUUCCUUGUUCUUCCCCCUUGUGGUGUGAGCUGCUAGAUGUGCAGUACACCUCAUUUGUGGCCCAGGAUAUUGUAUGCUUUAUGUUUCCUUUUCCUGAGGACUGAUACAUCUGCACUGAAUGUCGUAAAGCAAAAAUAUUGCUGUAGGAAUCCUGCAAUGGCCAUUGUGUGUCUGUACAAAUUUCCCAUCUGUUCUUCCAGUUCAGAUUUUACUCAUGAGGGUUUUGAACUUCACAUCUGUGGUUAUGGACAUUCAUUAUGAAUGGUAAUUUGCCCCUGUUCUUAGGGUUGCAAGAUAGUAUGGUUUUAAAUAUUUGAUGGUAGGAAUGCUGGAAUAAGAACACAGUGUAUAUUUAUUUUAAAAUACUAGGUAAUGUUAAUAGCCAUAUAGAAAAGGACCAGUAGGGGUUGUCAUUAAAAGAUUAGCUUGUCUAUUUGCAAUUGAUCUGCUAGCAAUAGGCAGGCUGGUCUAUUAUUUUGCACUUUCUCUGCUAGCCAUCCUUAUGUCAUCUGUAAAGAGAAUCUCUUAUGCACAGGACAGGGAUGAAUGUGAUGUGAAUUCUUAGACAUCUUUAUAACCAUCCUCUCAUUCCAAGUAUUGGCAUCACAUAGGGAAGUUUCAGCAGCCAGGCUUUUAGGAGGCAGUUUCUCCAAGUUUAUAGCUAGUAUGCCUUCCAACAUGUGCACUAAUUUUCUGUGGGUACAGAACUACAUAACCACUUCAUGUGGAGAUUAUUAACCCAUAAACAUACCCUGUGUCAUCUCCUUUUGCUAGUGAUAGCUCCCAUUGGCCUUUGAUGGGAAGAUGUUUUUCAUGAUAACCAAAGGUUGAUUGAAGUUUCAAAUGAUGAAGCUAUCAUGCAGUGGAUCCAACCAUUAGACAAAUGGACACGACAGCCUGGAUAUUCUGCACUGGGAGCUUCAUGCUGCAGCCAAUCAUGAAUGUUAGGAUGGCACCAUAGAGAAAUCUUAAUUAUCCAGAGGUGAAUUUUUUUAACCAGAUAAGCUCACCAAAUCACAUUUAUUCUACCAGAGUUAACUGUUGGAAUAAAUGCACCCCACUAUAUUAAUGAUAGGAUUUUUUAUUGCUAUAUAUUUCUUUAGCUGAUAAUUAAUUCCUAUUUCCAUUGAAGUAUCUUUAUUGAACUCCAUACAUGUGCUUUAAUAAAUACAAGUAAUCAUGGCAGGAUUAUAGCAUAUUUCCACUUCAGGCAAUGGUUCUUUGAUGAAGAAGCCCGUUACAUAAACUCACUCAGAAUCCUGGUGAUCCAGAUUCAUUGCAUAUUCUAUAUAUAACUUCUUGUUAAUUAAGACUGCCCAAUAGCACUCCUGUUUAUUGAAGUUAAUAGGACUUGACUGUUAUCAAGACUAACAGUUGGAUAAAUCAAAUUAUACUGUGGUCAUCUUGCAGGAAGUCCAGUUUGAAGCAGGUUCCUCAGCAGAAAUUCUAAAUACACCUGUCUACAUGAGGGACGACAGAGAGAUUUAUUUAUUUAUUUAUCUUAUUUUGUGUUCAAAACAAACCUUCUUUUUAUCAUGAUUUGGCUGCUGGUUGAGCAUUGUAGAUCAAGAUGUUCCUUGCAACUAUUUCCAUAAUGGUGAUAAUAGCUGUUUAAAAAAUUAAACAUACUUGAGACAUCAGAAGGCUAUGUUUUUAUCCUGUUAAGUGGAGCUAGGAUGUCUAUCCUAAACUUUUCAGAGUACAUAUGGAAGCACAGACUGAUAGAAGAUGUAGUUAAUAUGUUCACAAUUUUUAAAAAUCCCCAUUCAGCUUCAGCAAGGUGAAGGGAUACAGCAAGUGCUCUUUGAAAUGACAACUGCGACAUCAGAAGGUUGCCCUCUCUGAGUUGCAUCUUCCCCGCCCCGCAAGAUUUGGUGGUGGUGGCCAGACACAUGAUAUGUGUUGGAAAUGGAACUGCUUACGCUAGGAAAGUAUUAGCUUUCCAAACAUCAGUUGUAAAAGAAGCAAAGAGGAAGCAAGAACUCCUGCUUUCACUAUAAUGUCCAUGUUGAACACAGAAUAGAGUCCCUGCCAAUGGUGGUGGUUGGUGUUUCCUUUGUAUUAGAUUGUGAACCUUUUGGGACAGGGAAAGAUUUUUCUCAUUCCUUUUGCUAUGCAAAUCACUUGGUGAAUUAUUAUUGUUGUUGUUGAAAAGCAGUAUAUAAAUAUUUUUUUGUAAUUUUAUUUUAUUUUCAACAAAUACAGCACAUUUAUAAAAACUGUGCAGCAAUGGAAAAGAACAAACAAUAAAAACUCAGAUAUAAGCCAGAAAUUAAGAGCCAUUUGAGGUUAUAUGCAAGUCCAGUGUUAAGAAGAGAUUGUCGGUUGCUGAGCAUGCAGGGACAACUUGAUAGGAGACCAUUGAAAACAAAAUUCAAGAAAGAACAUCAUUCCAAAAUUUCAUUUGAGUGGAUGGAGGGUUACAAACUGACCAUCCCUUAUUGACAUAUUCAAUAAAUGGAAACCAUAUUUC